Hymenoscyphus albidus is the source of this 517-nucleotide messenger RNA. NCBI's taxonomy places the organism in Eukaryota, Fungi, Ascomycota, Leotiomycetes, Helotiales, Helotiaceae. The record is from the annotation of a GenBank genome assembly.
AUGUCGCCAGAAGCACCAGAAAACUCCGAAAAAGAUACCAAUGUCCUAGUUACACCAAAGGUGGUGGAUUCUGAGUUGGAUAAGACCUCUAAUUCAAAUCGCGUGUAUAAGGGUAAGUUAUGCCUUUAUAUUUACAUUAUUUACACUAAUAUUUUAUCAGUGCAACCUACACUUCAAUAUGUCCACCCUUAUUGGCGUAUGGGACCCCUAUGAAAUAAGCCUCACCAAUACAGCGGCUAAAAAGAUUAUGGAGAAAAGAGGAAUGCAGGAUCCACCACGAAAUAUUGAGAAAACCCGCCAAAAUACCCUAAAAAAGCGUCCUCAUGCUGCGGCUCUUUUAGGUAAACUAAAAAGAGUGGUAGAAGAAGAUUUGAAGGAAAAUUCUCAAGAAGAUAACGUUUCCGGUUCGCCCAAGGUUUUAUCUUGGGUAGAAAGUACUCAUGUGGAUAUGGAGAACGAGGAAGAACGGAAAGUUACGGAAUUCAGUCUUAAAUUUGAAUUUACUAGUUCUACAUAA